AUGAAGAACCCGAAGAAGAGGCGACGGCUACUGCGACAAACAACCUAUUCGGAAGGAGGGAAAGAGAUGAGUCUCAGUUUUGAUGAUGCACCACGAGCUGGUGAUCAGAGGUCUACCGAUAGCGAAUGCUCUUCAGAUAAUGAAAACGAUUUCGGGGUGGACGAAGUUCCUGACAACGAAGUGGACAGAGUGGAGGAUCUCGAUCCUUUGUACCCCUUAGGAGUAGCGAUUGACGAAGAAAAAGACGCCGAGGAAGCAGAAUCCCCUGUUGACAACUCAACGGACAGUAGCCCACAACCUACAAAGAAACGUGGACCAGGACGCCCGCCUAAGAAUGGUGUUAUGUCCAAACGUGAACAACAAAUUGCUAAGAAGGAAGCCCUGGAAAGAGAGAGGAUUCAAGAAGAAGAACGGGCUCAAGAAGAGCAGAGGGUUGAAGAACAAAAUCAAGCAACAGCCUCGAAAACUAUACCUGGUAAAAACAAAGUUGGUAGACCAAGAAAGCAUCCACGACCAGAUGUUACGGAAGAAGGACCACCACGACAAAAACGCAAAUAUACCAAGAGACAAUCAGGCCCUAAGACCCCUGAGGAGGGUGAUGAGGACAGAUUUGAUGAUGAUGGCAAUUGCAUACAAGCCAAAAACGGAAGCUCCAGAAAGGUUGCUUAUGUUUUGAAAGAAGUUACACACAAAAGAGAGGACUUUACUGCGGAUCAACUUUCAAGGCCACCAAAGAAUUAUCUUCAGGUCAUUUUUGAGCUUCUACAGGAAGCAGAGCAGCCUUUGUGUCUCCCACAAAUCUAUAACGAGAUGGAGGUCCAGUAUCCGUAUUACGCCUUUCAAGAAUCAAAGGGGUGGCAAAGCAGUGUGAGGCAUAAUUUAGGACAGCAUGAAUGUUUUGAACGUACUAAACGUGCUGGUAAAGGCUGGGCUUGGACUCUGAAACCCGGUUCCAGUUAUCUAAAGGAGAAGAAGAAGAGAGCACCCUCACCUCCAGUUGCAGGUGGAAAUCAACCAAUAUAUCAAGCUGGCCCACCAGUUUCUGGUUACGGUCAGCCUCCGCCUGGAUAUAUGUUGAAUCCCAAUUUAUAUCACAAUCAGAUGAACCCACAUGCACAAGGGGAGUAUCAACAAUAUCAACCAGGCCAGCCUUACAUGGGCCCAAAUCCUCACUAUUCUCCUUAUCCUCCUCAGGGUUAUCAUCCACCUCAAGUCAUUCAGCCACCUUUCAUUUCUCCAAUGGCACCUCAAUUGGUACCUUCUGCGCCUGCUUCUUAUAGUUCCCCCUAUGCUCCGAAGCCACCUGCCGCUGGAACACAAUCUCAAGGCACUCAACAGCAACCUCCACAGCAAACUUCGCAACAGCAACCUCAACAACAACAGGCCCAACAACAACAGUCUCAACAUCAACAGGUCCAACAUCAACAGGUCCAACAACAACAGCCUCAACAUCAACAGGUCCAACAACAACAGCCUCAACAUCAACAGGUCCAACAACAACAGGUCCAACAACAACAGGUCCAACAACAACAGGUCCAGCAACAACAGCCUCAACAUCAACAGGUCCAACAGCAACAGCCUCAACAGCAACAGCAUCCGCAUCCGCAUCCGCAAAAUCCACAACAUCAACACCCAUAUCCACAGCCUCAACAGCCUCACUAUCAACCACCGCAGCCACCGAAAACGAACCAAGCACCAGUGCAAUCACAGCAACCACAACCACCAACUGGUCACCAAACCCAGACAGCUGCUCAUGCUGCACCACAAGUUGCGCACGGAGCUUUACCAGCCGCGACUCCUCAAAAAAGAGUCAUUCCUCCUAACCUGGUCGCUGCCAUAACUGCUUAUCGUAAUCAUGUUGCCAACUUGAUCCGAAAACGAGCUCCAAAUGAUGCUGAGGCCAUUGUUGACAAGGCCAUAAAUCGAGUCUAUGAUGGCACCGAAGAAGAUCGUUCUCUUGAUAGUACUGAACAUGAGAUGAAACUUAUCAAUGGUGUUCUCAAUAUUCUUAAGUUGCCCCCUGUUCCUCGUGCACCUCCUGCAAACCAAAUUCAUGCUCAACCACAACCUGCUGUACCGCAACAGGUUCCCCAGCCGCCGAUUAAUCAGAACAAACCUCAAGGCAACAUAGCUCAACAACCUGGAAAACCCAUUGGGGCAGACCUUCCAAAACAAACGAUCAUGCGACCAUCGUUUUUUGGAACCCAUCAAAAUCAAUCCAGUAACUCUUCUGUACCUAGACCACCAUUGAUGACACCAGUCCUGCAAAGAAGCAAUUCAGGAUCUGCUCCUACACCUUCCAGACCAAAUACAGCCUCAUCCUCUUCUGUGCCGUCUAAUCCCUCAAACCCACCACCACAAACUGCUGUUUCGGGCAACAACAAAAUUAGUGGUACCACGCCACCUGUCGCAAGCAUAGUCAAUCAAACCAUUGCACAGCCUGUUGAUCAAAAUGGAACAAACGAGAAGGGAACUAAUCAGAGCGGAACAACUCAAAUUGGAACCAAUCGGCAUGGAACAAGUCAGAGUGGAACAAAUCAUGGGCUCAAAGCCGGUGAAACUUUGACAGAGGCGGGUUUCGUGCGAAGUUUCCCUCAUCCACCAAUCUCCAGUUGA
Molecule: messenger RNA, 2616 nt
Organism: Botrytis sinoallii
Lineage: Eukaryota; Fungi; Ascomycota; Leotiomycetes; Helotiales; Sclerotiniaceae
Exons: 1
Coding region: 1-2616 (871 amino acids)
Biological process (GO): regulation of DNA-templated transcription
Molecular function (GO): DNA-binding transcription factor activity; sequence-specific DNA binding
Source: RefSeq, a predicted model, not a curated record